Penicillium brasilianum is the source of this 594-nucleotide messenger RNA. Lineage: Eukaryota; Fungi; Ascomycota; Eurotiomycetes; Eurotiales; Aspergillaceae. The record is from the annotation of a GenBank genome assembly.
AUGGCCAACACCAUCAGCCCCCAGGCCAGCGCCUACAUCCAGACCUACACCACGAUGCCGCUGUCACCAGCAGCGAUCGAGGAGGUGGAGGCUGCCUACCCAGACCUAGGCAUUCGCCGUGUGGACCGCGACUGGGCCAACAACAUCCACCAGCAGCAGGAUGUGUGCUCUGAGUUGAUGCAGAUCAUCGGUGACAUCCAGCAGGCCGAGGCUACCGGGGACGCAGACAGCGUUGCUGAUCUUGCUGGACUGCGGGUGAUGCUGCAGGUGGCACAAGACGAGCUGGUGGAGUUGGGCAUGGAAGUCCGAGUCCUCAGCAGCAGGUAUCAACUCCUGUUGCUAGAGAUGCGGGACCGGAUGGAAUUCAUGGUGCUGCAAGACAAUAACCAGCAACCGGUCUGCCCUUGCCGGGCCUGCAGGGAGGAGGGGUUUUUCUACUGGGAGCCCUUGGGGCAUCUGGAGCUCCUCGACCUGUGGAUGCUGGACAGGGAGCAGAUGGAGGGGGCGGAUGAGGAGGAGGCGGAGUUUACGGAGGGGGAGGAGGUGGAGGAUGGGGAGGAUGAGGAGGUGGUUGAGGAGGAGAACGAGAUCUGA